AUGGGGCCGCGGCGGCGCCUGGCGGCCGCGCUGCUGCCGCUGCCGGCCCGGCGGGGGGGGGCCGGGCUGGGGGGGGCCCUGCUGGGGGCCGCCCUCCUCGGGGGGGUCCUGCUGGCGGCCGCCCGCGCCCACCCGGACCCGGACCCGGACCAGGACCAGGCCGAGCCCUGCCGAGCUUGCCGCGGCCUCGCCGACAGCUUCAGCAGGGGCCUGGAGCGGACAGAGCACGAGGGCUUCGGCGGGGGCAACACGGCCUGGGAGGAGGAGAAGCUGGCCAAGUACCAGCACAGCGAGACCCGUCUGCUGGAGGUGCUGGAGGGCGUCUGCACCCCCUCAGACUUCGCCUGCCACCAGCUGCUGGAGCGGAGCGAGGAGCAUGUGGAGCAGUGGUGGUUCCAUGAGCGGCAGCAGCACCCUGACUUCUUCCAGUGGCUGUGCAUGGACAGGCUGGCGCUCUGCUGCCCGCCCGGCACCUACGGCCCCGACUGCCGGCCCUGCGCCGGUGGGCCCCGGCAGCCCUGCAGCGGCAACGGGCGAUGCGAUGGUGACGGCACGCGCCGUGGCACCGGCCUGUGUGUCUGCAGCCCGGGCUACGGUGGCCCCUUCUGCGCCGAUUGUGGUGACGGCUACUAUGAGGCCUCGCGGAACAAGAGCCACCUGGUAUGUGCCGAGUGCUACCGGGCAUGCGGGCGCUGCACAGGGCCGGAGGACUCCAGCUGCCUUCGCUGCAAGAGGGGCUGGGUGCUGCAUGAGCACCGCUGCAUCGACGUCGAUGAGUGUGGCACGGAGAUGGCACACUGCCGAGCCAACCAGUUCUGCGUCAACACAGAGGGCUCCUACGAGUGCCGAGACUGCUCCACGGCCUGCAUUGGCUGCAUGGGCGCCGGACCAGCUCGCUGCAAGAAAUGCAACAAGGGCUACUGGCGGGAUGGAGCCAAGUGUCUGGAUGUGGAUGAGUGUGCCAGCGCCGAGGAGCCGGUGUGCAUGGGGGCACAGGAGGUGUGUGAGAACACAGAGGGCAGCUACCGCUGCGUCUGCGCCCGCGGCCAUGUCCGGCAGGACGGGCACUGCGUGGAGGACAAGCCCCCUGAUGCCCCGGAGAAGGGCUUCUUUGAUGACGUGACGGAGGACGAGGUGGUGGUGCUGCAGCAAAUGUUCUUCGGCGUGAUGAUCUGCGCCCUCGCCACGUUGGCUGCCAAGGGUGACAUGGUCUUCACUGCCAUCUUCAUCGGCGCCGUGGCCGCCAUGGCCGGCUACUGGCUCUCCGACCGCAGCGACCGCGUCCUCGAUGGCUUCAUGAAGGGCAGAUAGCUAUGGGGCUGCCAGGUGCGGGCGGGGGGAGCAGGCUCAGCCUGGGGUGCAGGGCUGCCCCCCCCCAGCAGGGGCUGGCUGCCAAGGCCGGAUCCUGUGGACGGUGCUGUGCCCUGCAUGCGUCUCCCAGCCCCGUUAGCAUAGGGUCUCGCCUCCCCCCUGCAGAAUGAGCCGGGGGUGCCUGGUCCCCGGGGGCUCCCGCACAGCCCCCUCUGGCCGGUGUGGUGAUGCCGAGCAGUGCGGCACUGUGGGGUGGGGGACACAGCAUGCUGCCCCAGCCCCUCGUGCUCUGGAGCAGAGGCCCGGCACUGUGGCAGGUGGGAGGGCAUGGGGGCAGAUCGGGGGGUGCUCCACCGGGUGCCAGGGCGGUGAUGCUGGCAGCUCUUGGCCCUGGUUGCCUGGUGAACAUCCCCUGGGCUGGGGGCUGCUGGAUGUUGUGUGUCCCCCCAUGAGACUGUUCCCCAUGGGGCAGUGGGGGGCUGGGUCCCCCUUCUGCCCUGAGCCAUGGGGCUGGGAGAGCUGCCCCCCCAACCCCUCCUCCCCACAUCCCUGGGCAGAGCCCAUCUUGCCCCUCCCAGGCUGGGGGGGCCGGGGGCUCUCACGGAGCACAGGGUGGGGGGAGCCCCUCACCGCUUGUGGGGUGCCGUGCCAGUGAUGGGACCCUGCUGGAUGCAUGAGUGUGGCCGUUGCAUUUGUCCGUGGUUUGUCCGUUGGGGUGUGCCCAUCCGUCUGUGUGUCCAUAUCUCAGGAAAUAAAGCUCUGCACACCCA
Gavia stellata (red-throated loon) is the source of this 2081-nucleotide messenger RNA. It is a transcript of the gene CRELD1, whose product is annotated as cysteine rich with EGF like domains 1. The record is from RefSeq and is a predicted model, not a curated record. Lineage: Eukaryota; Metazoa; Chordata; Aves; Gaviiformes; Gaviidae. The transcript is spliced from 10 exons. Gene Ontology annotation, molecular function: calcium ion binding. The coding region runs from base 1 to 1311 and encodes 436 amino acids.